Messenger RNA from Rodentolepis nana, 210 nucleotides. NCBI's taxonomy places the organism in Eukaryota, Metazoa, Platyhelminthes, Cestoda, Cyclophyllidea, Hymenolepididae. The record is from the annotation of a GenBank genome assembly.
AUGCUCCGCCCCGAUGACGCACAGGCCUUACGCGUUUUGUGUUGCCAUUCCACGCGCAAGUACACCCAUGACCACAUCAUGAGACGGGCCGGGGAUGCUCUCGUUGCCCCAAUUAUAAUGAGCAGUAGAGAGGUCUACGACGUGUGUCAUGAGUACAACGAGAUCUCACCUCGCUAUCCUGCACCGCGUAUGUGCAGAAUUGCAGCAUGA